AUGCUAGAGAAGACUAGCAUCCACCAUUUCAUGAUUCAUCACCUACCAAACAUUGGAAGAUCAAGAAAUCGCCCUCAGCACGAACCCUGCAAUCCACACUCCAAGCAAUUAUGCCCACAACUCCAGCUCGAUCAUUGGUGGCAGUAUACACCACACCCGUUGACUAACAUCUCGCGCAGGCCCAUUGUGCAACAUUCGGAGCAUGUCUAUUCCAACAUCCCCAACGUCUCGUACUCCGUCUUCGCGGAAACCCACACACUCGCCAACCCGCUCUCCCCAACAUUACUCAUCACUCACCCUUUGAAAGAAGCCUUGCUGUAUCAUGCUACCCGCCAACAAGCACAAGCACCAGGCCGUCGAACAGCCCGGCGCUCCGGACCCCGCGCGAUAAUCGAGAAUCCCCAUGGAGUUAUCAAGUUGCGAACGCGUGUACGACAUGCAUUUCGUGCGGGACAUGAACCUCCCAUGAACAACCCAAGAGAAUCAAGAAUGCGAAUCUUGCAAUCCCACGCUGAUUGGACAGGGCAAUCAAGCAUUCGCUAUUCCUUCUUCUUCUCUCGUCUUUGA
Periconia digitata is the source of this 567-nucleotide messenger RNA. The record is from the annotation of a GenBank genome assembly. NCBI's taxonomy places the organism in Eukaryota, Fungi, Ascomycota, Dothideomycetes, Pleosporales, Periconiaceae.